Molecule: messenger RNA, 9855 nt
Organism: Sabethes cyaneus
Lineage: Eukaryota; Metazoa; Arthropoda; Insecta; Diptera; Culicidae
Gene: trio
Product: triple functional domain protein
Exons: 16
Coding region: 853-7854 (2333 amino acids)
Biological process (GO): axon guidance; intracellular signal transduction
Cellular component (GO): cytoplasm; plasma membrane
Molecular function (GO): protein binding; guanyl-nucleotide exchange factor activity
Source: RefSeq, a predicted model, not a curated record
GGAGAAUAUUGCGUAUGAACUAAUUAAGAUUGUAGUGUAUUUAAAAGUUGAGUGCAUAUAGAAUGUAAUGUGAUAAACGUGAUGCACUGUGAAGUCAGUUUUAUUGAAUUGUGUUGAAAUAGAAGCGUAUCGCUAGUGAAUUUUUUCUUUUCCAUACGCUGCAACGCACACCACAGCGCUAUCUCCUGCUUUUUAUUAUUUUGGUGGCUACUUCGUAUGUUUGGGUAUUUUAUGUACUAAUAGGGGGUGAAUGAAACUCUGAGACGAAAGGAACCUGCUGUGUAAAAUCAAGUGAAUCGAACGGAACAAAUAUAAUAUAUGGUAACAGUGAUAGUGACUAUGAUUUUUAAUGCAGUCCAACAGUGGGCCUAAACUGAAAUGAAAUUAUAUUUGACGAAAAGCAAAACAAAAUGAAUUACAAGAAAUUUAACAUCACCCGACAAUUUGUGAUUGCUUCCUCUUGUGUCAGCUCAAUGUGUAGUAAAAACUGUGGUAUUUAUUAUUUUAUUGUGUUAUAAAUUCGGGUCAAAACUAGUAGAACAAUGCAAAACAAGUGUUGGAUUUUGUGAAACGGAAAAAGAUUUUUUGUAGUCAUGAAAAUUAAUGUGUGCGUAUAUAUGCGUACACUCUGUUCCGGAAUGUGUUGCGAACUUCUGCAAGUUUAGCGCGUGUGGAAGUGAGUAUAAUAAUUAAAUCCAUGGUAGCACAGCGCGCCGGGUCAGUUCAGUGAGCACGUUACAUGCUACUUUCUGUUUGGUACGAAUCAGCCGGUGCAGCAGAAUAAAUAGUUCGUGAAAGAGUAACGUUUAGGCCAUUUCUCCACGUGGAUCUGCAAGCAAAGCAGCGGUGGCCAUGGACGGCGUACGGGCGUUGGACAUCUUGCCACUGCUGCAAGAACGCUUUGCGCUACUGUCUGGUGGCCGGGAUAACCGGGGAGGCCCGAUUAUUUGCUUUCCAGCAACCACCAAGCGCGAGCGAGUAAAACCAGAAGACAUAAAACGGGUCAUCAGCUACUUCAUCGGAAUACCGGGGGAUGAUUGCAAAAAGCAAGGCUUCACUGUCAUCAUCGACAUGCGCGGCAACAGCAACACGGCCGCUAGUGCGAAAAUGAUCCUCAAAGUGCUUCAAGAGAAUUUUGGAUCGGACAUUAUCCAUCAAGCGGUUAUUAUUAAGCCUGACAAUUUCUGGCAAAAGCAGCGUUCGUCAAUUGCCAGCAAUAAGUAUAAGUUCGAGACUACAACCAUCUCAAUACAAUCACUUAAUAAGGUAGUUGAACCAUCCCAAUUAACGUCGGAUUUUGAUGGAUUUCUAUACUACGAUCAUAAUAUGUGGAUGGACUUACGGGUCGCGUUCGAAGAUUUCCUCUGGCAGGCAAGUGAUAUACUCGAUCGAAUUGACGAUUUACAGGAGGAUCUGCAGCACUCAGACUUUCCUGAGGACGCUAACAGUGUUAACUACAGUAGUGAAAAUCACAACGAAAUGAGACGAAAAAUUUUGAAAUUGCCUAUCGAAGACUUAGACCUACUGGGGCAGAAGCUGUUGGGCAAAUUCACUUCAUACUCCAAUCGCAACGAUGAAAGUUGCCACUCGACAUCAUCGCCAUCAAAAUGUCACAAUCCAGACAUUUCCGCUGCACUGAACCAGGUACUACAGCAAUUGGAAACUGCCCGAAAUGCCCAGCAACAGCUGCUGAAUAUGUGGCAACACCGAAAGACUACACUGGAUCAAUGCUUUCAGCUGCGACUAUUCGAACAGGAUUGCGAACGCAUGUUUAACUGGUUUUUGCACAAUCGUGACGUAUUUCAACAAACGUACAUUGAGAUUGGUCAUAACCACAAACAAGCGAACAAAGUGCAAGAGGAUCACCAGGAACGCUUCGUGAUGCCAUCGCGAAACGUUCCGGAUAACACCAGCCGAAUAUUGGUUGUUGCAGGGAAACUAAUCGAAAGUAACCACUAUGCAGCACAGCAUAUUCGUACAUUAGCAACAAGAUUGGACAAAACAUGCAAAGACUUCAUGAUUAUGCUGGACGAACGGACGGCAGUGCUGUCGCUCUCAGUUGUGUUUCAUCACAAGGCUGAACAGUAUACAGAAAGUGUCAGUAGUUGGGCGGCAGCAUGUGAAGCAACCAUUCCAACGCCAACUAGCGUCGAAAGCCUGGAAACAGCAAUCCGAACACAUCAGUCAUUGUACGAGGCAAUGUGCCAAGCAUACACAGAAGUGCAUUCAACUAGUAAAAAACUCUUGUAUCAAUUGGAUCACCUUGUACAAGUCUGCAAUCAGCCACCGGCAGUUAACACGAGACGAAAUGACAAUACUCCCUUUAACGGAGGCAACCCGGCAGCUGACUACAGUAGGGGUGCAUCUCACGUACUGACCGUUAUACAUCAGAUACUUGGCCAUCACCAGCAACUUGAAAUUAAAUGGCACGCUGGUAAGCUGAGGCUGCAUCAAAAAUUAGCACUACGAUUGUUCCAAGAGGAUGUCAAACAAGUGCUUGAUUGGCUUCAAAACCAUGGGGAUGUGUUUCUACGGAAAAAUCGAGGCAUUGGGAAGAGUUUGCAAAAGGCCCGCAUUUACCAGACAAGUCACGAGCAUUUUGAAAACGUAGCUCAGAACACAUAUCGAAAUGCAGAAAAAUUAUUGGCGGCUGCGAAAGAAUUAGCACGGUCCGGUGAGGUUGCUCCACAGGAAAUAUACUCAGUUGUAAGAGAGCUAGAAACUAAUGUGGCGUCGUUCGCUGAACGUGUUGAACAGAGGCGGAGGCGAUUGGAUCUGGCAGUGUUGUUUUAUACCAAUGAAAAGAAAAUUUCCGCUUGGUUAGAACAAUUACACGCCGAGAUAUCCAAUGAAGAAUCAAUGGAACUAGCAAACGAACACUUGGACGGAACCGAACGGUUGCUUGAGCAAUGUAAAGAACAGGAAGAGAAUACGCUUAAGACUUGCAUACAAGCUAUAGCUCAAGGAGAAGCUCUUCUGCAAGAGUUAGGUGCGAUUGAGGAAGAAGAUUCCGCUGGGUCGUUAACAGCUGUACAAAAUGCAUUAGAUCGUAUUCAAAAGAAUCGUUUGGAUCUAGAGAAUCUUUGGCAGGCACGGAAAAUGAAAAUUGAUAUGUAUCUUCGAUUUAAAAUGUUCGAACGGGAUGCGUUAGAGGUUUGCUCGCAGUUAGAAAUGUGGGCAGAAGAAUUACAACACACGGAUGUAUCAUGCGAUUUCCAGAAAACGGAACAAGUUCUUAGGCUGCACAAUGAAUCAGUUAGCCAAAUGCAAACAACUACCUAUCAAAUGAUCAACACCGGUCAAGAACUAAUGGAACUAUUCGAAUCAUCCGGAAUACUACUAAUGGUUGAACCGCAUACGACUGCGCAGAACAGAGUAGAAUAUUUGUUCAAAUUUUUGCAUGAUCGAGAGCUGCACCUUGAGGAUUUAGCCGAGGCAAAACGAAUCAAGUUGGAGCAGUCUAUGCAGUUGUGUCACUUUCAAAACGAUGCAAACCAAGUUAUUUCUUGGAUUCGCAAUGGCGAGGCAAUGUUGAUGGCGAAUUUUUCUAUUCCAAACAGCUAUCAAGAAGCAGAACAACUUAGGAAGCAGCACGAUCAGUUUCAAGUUGCCAUCGAACGAACCCAUACUUCUGCGGUACAAGUAAAAUAUCGUGCCGAUGCACUCAUGAAUGCAAAUCAUUAUGAUCCGCAAAGUAUAAAAGAUAUAGCGGAUGAGGUCACUAAAAAGUGGCAAAAACUAGUCACAUGUGCCGAGGAACGUCAUAAGCUUGUAACGGCCUCGUUAAAUUUCUUUAAAACAGCUGAACAGGUUUGUAGCGUUUUGGAUAGCUUAGAAAAAGAAUACCGCAGAGAAGAAGAUUGGUGUGGAGGAGGAGGUUCCACUGAUAAGGGACAGCAAAUAGUACAGCUAAUCUCAAAACAUCAGGAACAAAAAGAAGCUUUCCUUAAAGCAUGCACACUAGCACGGCGAACAGCAGAAACAUUCCUAAAAUAUGCGGCUCGUUCAUUGCAAUUUUAUCAUAUUAAAAGCACUGUUAAUAGCGAAUCUCGCGUAAAAGCAAUUCUAGAUAAACUGUUAACGCAAGAAACGCAAGUUUUGGAAUAUUGGACCCAACGAAAAAAGCGGCUCGAUCAAUGCCAGCAAUUUGUUUUAUUCGAAAGAUCAGCCAAACAGGCAAUCGAAUGGAUCCAUGAUACUGGUGAAGCCUAUUUGUCUUCAAGGAAUAAUAAGCUUUGCAGCAGUCGGGAGGAAACUGAGGUACUUUUGCGCGAGCAUAAUGAAUUUAAGGGGACUGCGAAGGAAACGCGUGAGCGAGUAAAGCUGCUUAUUCAACUGGCAGACUCCCUAGUGGAGAAAGGCCACGCACAUGCAAGUUCGAUAAAGCAAUGGGUCGCUACAGUCGAUAACCGCUACAAGGAUUUUAGCAGUCGUAUGGAACUUUAUCGGACUAAUUUGGAGAAAUCGUUAGGCCUACCUGGUAUUCAGCAACAAGACGACAAUAAUAGUAUUAGUAGUAGUAAUAACAGUAGCAACAAUAGUCUUAACUGUAAGUCCAUUUCCUCCUCGAUGACCUCAGUGUCGACUGCAUCGACCAGUGGUGUGUCAUCCGCUUCUUCCACAACGUCCAACACGUCAGUACUCGAAUAUCGUCACUCAGAUCCAUCACUGGAAACUAAACUAAACGCUGCAGCUGUUAGCACCGUAUCAGUUGGAGUACCCAAGGAAAUGAAUGAGGAGAAACGAAAAUCUGCCCGUAAAAAAGAAUUUAUUAUGGCUGAGCUGCUACAAACUGAACGUACAUAUGUCAAAGAUCUGGAAACAUGUAUCAAUGUCUUUGUAAACGAACUGAAAAGUGGCGUAAAUGUGCCUCCUAAUCUUGUCGGUAAGGAGCAUAUUCUCUUUAGUAACAUAGUUGACAUUUAUCAGUUUCACGAAAAAAUCUUUUUGAAAGAAUUGGAAAAAUAUGAAACAAUGCCCGAGGACGUUGGCCAUUGUUUCGUAACGUGGGCUGCCAAGUUUGAUAUGUACGUCUUCUACUGCCAGAACAAACCGCAGUCCAACGAUUACAUGGUUCAGUACGGUGGAACUUACUUUGAAGAUGUACAACGAAAACAUAAACUCGAACAUUCGCUACCUGCCUUUCUGAUCAAACCGGUGCAGCGAAUUACGAAAUACCAGCUAUUGCUGAAAGAUUUACAAUCUUGUUGUGAUGAAGGACAGGGUGAAAUUAAAGAUGGCCUUGAGGUGAUGUUAAAUGUGCCGAAGAAGGCCAACGACGUGAUGCAUCUGUCGUUGCUGGAAGGAUGUGACGUCCCAAUCGAUAAUUUGGGUGAUGUUGUGCUACAGGACUCCUUCCUAGUUUGGGACAACAAGCAAAUCCUCAUAAAGAAAGGACGAGAGAGACACGUUUUUCUAUUCGAGUUGUAUAUACUCUUUUCCAAAGAAGUAAAGGAUACCAGUGGAACAGUCAAGUACAUUUACAAGAGCAAACUGUUGACAUCUGACUUUGGGGUCACCGAACAUAUUGAGGGAGAUGAGUGUAAGUUCGCCAUAUGGACUGGCCGCGCCCCCAUGCUGUCCGACUACCGAAUCGUACUGAAAGCUACUAGUCUUGAAACGAAACAAAUGUGGGUCAAGCGAUUACGUGAAGUGAUACAAGAAACGUAUUUCUCUGGCACUUCGUUUUCACUGCUUAAAUCUCCUGCAAAGGUUGGUAGCAAGCAGUUAGGUCAGCGUCUGUCGAAAGACAUCGACGAUACUUUGAACGAUAACGAUCAAGAUGGAAGUUCCCUGGCAAGCUUCGGAUCGGGAAAUACCACCGACAGUGAAAAGGGUGGCUUAACGGAAGUAACGUGGGUGAUAGCGGAUUAUUCUGCAACCCAGGGAACCUCAGAACUAACUGUUACCAAAGGCGCUCAAGUGGAGAUCGUCGAUAUGAACUGUGCUGCAGCACCUGAAUUUUGCUUAGUGCGGCUGCCGAUCAACUCAACCGACAGUCAGGAGGGCCUUGUACCGGUUUCGGUUCUCAAACCUCUACCUUCAUCACACAGCAAGCUGAACAACAAACAACGCGAUGCCGAUGCAUUGGGAGAGGUUCCUCAAGAAAAUGACUGUAUUUUAUCAAAUCAGCAUACAUCACCUGUUAACAAACGAAAGGGUUUCAGUGGGAAAAAGUGGCUACCAACCCAACUGAGGAAAUUGUCACACGGCAAAUCGGAUAAACUUCCACCAGUGGAGAAAUCGCUUAUCAGUAAGAAGGGCUCUGAUAAAAAGCCUAAGGACAAACCAACGGAAGAGGUGGAACCGUCUACAACCAGUUCACAGAACGAGUUUGAAGCUGAAGAAGAGCCAACAAUUGAGCUACCACCACCGAUGAAACCCAUCCAGGAUGCAGCCACUGCACUAACUGGAUCACCGUCAUCUACUUUAACUAAUGCAGAAGAUCAGUCUUGUGCCAGUGCCAAGAUAACCAAAGCUUUGUCACUGAAGUCACUGGAAGAACCGUCUGCCGCAGUAAAUCAGACGGCCGAUAUGGCGGAAAUUGAGCGAAUAGUCAAGGAAAAAGUUCAAAGUUUCCGAUAUUUGGAAAGUGAUUCUACUGCACUCAGCAGCGUUAGCGAAGGGCAGGGCAAUGUGGAUAUUGGCAUUGGUCAACUGGAUAAUACUACCGUAGGGAUGUCACUAGUAAGUAACGGAGGAAGCAGCAGCAAUACAGUUAUGAUCAGCGGUUCGCCACUUGGAAAGCCGGCGAUUUCACCACAGUUUUCUGAAACUGAGAAUAAUGAAGAGAAUCUGACUGAUGAGCAGGGACUUGAUGAGAUUCUACGGAAACGAAUGUUUGCCCUGCGAGAGCUCAUUGCUACCGAAGAGGCUUACGUGAAUGAUCUCUCACAAAUCGUUAAUGGCUACAUUGCGGAAAUACGAAAUCCAAACAGCGUUGUGCCAAUCCCCGAUGAUCUGAAAGGAGGCAAGGAGCGAAUGGUGUUUGGCAACAUAGAGGCCAUCUACGAGUGGCAUAGAGAUCAUUUCCUAAAGUCGUUACAAAAGUGUUUGUUGAAUCCUCACGAGCUAGGCCCAUUGAUAAAGCGUAGCGAACGUAAGUUGCACAUGUAUGUUGUGUAUUGUCAGAACAAACCAGUAUCGGAGCAUAUUGUACAAGAGCAUAUGAGUUAUUUUGAUGAAUUACGCUUAAAAUUGAAAUAUAAAUUAUGUUUAGGAGAUAUGCUCAUUAAACCUGUCCAAAGAAUAAUGAAGUACGAGUUAUUGCUGAAAGAUAUCCUGAAACAUACUCAAAGGGCCGGUCUCACCGAGGAAAUUCCAGGAUUAAAAGAUGCAAUGCAUAUAAUGCGUGUAGUUCCUAAGGCAGCCAAUGACAUGAUGGAUGUUGGCCGGCUGCAGAAAUUCGAGGGUAAAAUUACGGCACAGGGAAAGCUAUUGUUACACGGUCCGCUCUACUGUGUUGAAGGUGCCACCAGUAGUGAUAAGAAUUCGUAUAACACACAAAAACCGAAGGAACUUCAUGUGUUUCUGUUUGAGCAAAAUAUCAUCUUUGCAGAAAUAAUCGGCAAGAAGACACAGUUCACCAGUCCGAGCUACAUCUACAAGGCACAUAUACAGGUCAACAAAAUGACUCUGCAGGAUUUGUCAGACCAAACUAACGGCAACCGGUUUUCGCUUUGCUCAAUCGAUCCGCAACGGUCCAGUCUCAGUUUUAUAUGCACUGCACCCACGAUCGAGCUGCACAACGAGUGGCUCAACACCAUACGCAACAUUCUGCAGACGCAGAACGACUUUCUGAAAGCAAUACAAAGUCCCAUCGCCUACCAAAAGGAGUUGACUAAAGAGUCAUAAAUACAUCACGGCGACGUGCCGAACGAAAUAAAAGUAUAUGCUGGAAGCUAUGCUUGGUAAAAACUGUGAAGCAAAAAGUUCUAUUGUUUGGAAUGGUGGUAAUGGUAGAACCAUGUCUUGACUCAACAGUAUGAAUGGUCGACCGUUUCGGACAGCAGCUCACGUUGAUGAUAUCACAUUGUGAAAACCAAACCAUUUUAUGUAAGGAAAGCAGCAAAGUUUAGGUAAUCCAAUUAAUAUAAAUAAUUUGUAAUUAAAUAUACAUAAAUAUACUUGAAAAUUACAAUGAUAAAACGAUAGACAAAAGUAUUGUUCUAUAAAGAUUAAAAUGAUGAUCAAAAUUGAAAAUAAGAAAUGGGAACGCUUACCAAAAAUGACGGUUUGUGACAACUUGAACAAAUAACACAUAAAAGCUAGCGUAAAAUAUACAUAAAGAUUCAUUUGCGAAUGUCAACAAGAAAACAUCAAAAACAACAACAGCUAGAAUAUGGCUGCAAUAAAAAUAACAUUCAAACAUGAACAACAAAAUAUAUUUUACUAACAUGGCUAUAUUCAGAAGUUUAAGUAUUGUAAAAAAUCAGAACAAAGCAAACACAGGAUUAACAUAAAAUAUAAAGUAGCACAUGCAGUACUAGAAUAGAAAGUACAAUCUUUCCAAGCCGGAUCCUUAUGGCUUAAGAUGAAAAAGUUGAAAACUAAUUGGUGAUGAAAAUGAUGGACUGUGCGCUCGCAUAGGUUGCAAAGACAAAAGAGCGGCUUAUUUUUGGAUGAUUUUGAUUACCGUAAUCACAAGGUUUAGAUUUUGUUUUCUUUCACUUGGAUAUACAAACAUUUAGUUUUCACACAAACAUCUAAUAUAUGAUAACAAAUCUUUGCAUAACGUCCAUAAUAAGAAAUGAUAGAACGAAUCAAUUGUUCAUUUCGUGCAUUCUAUCGUUUAUCGCUUGAAAUGAUUAUUAGUACUACUACUGCUGUGGGGUUAAUUGAUAUUUCUUUAGUUUUCCAAUUAAUUGCUCUAAACUACCACUUCUUUCUAUGCAAGAGGUGCUGUAGUUGACGACAGAUAAGCACUUUCUAAAGUCCGUAUGGUUGUGCAAGAAAGAGAAAAUAAAUAUUUGUGUGUGAGCUAUGAGAAGCGAUAUCCUAAAGUGAUGUUGCUUGAGAUCAGAAGGCAAACAGGCUUUUAAUUCUUUCUAUAGGCUCUGCCCUGGAAAAUUCGGAUGUCUUAAAAGAUAAUUUAUUUGAACUGUAGAUCACUUAAUUCUCAAUAUUCUUAUUUCGAUAUGAUCUCAAGAAACGUACACAGUUUAUAUAUGUUUCACACGUGUGUUUGUACGAGUGUGUGGGUAAGCAAUGUUUAGGACGGAUUGCAAACAAGUGAAAAAGCUUCUAUUACUUUUGGAAAAUUCAAGCAACGAGAUUUCGUUCUCUCAUUGUAAAUGAAAGGUAUUUUGCGGACUGGUUUGAACAGCGUACGAUUUGAAAGAGCAUUUCAAAAUGUGUACGUGUCCCCUAUGACUCUUACAACCAAUAACUCAAUUUGCAAACGUAUCGUUUUACAUUUUAAUCGAACUGUGAUUGAAACCAGAAUUCAGAUGAGUGAAAUUUCGUUUCUUAUUUGAUUUUUUCGUUCGUGUUUUUAGUUUAAAAUUAUUGAGCAGAUUUUCUGUAGUUUGAAUAAAAUGUCAAUAUUUUUUUACUUUGAAACGCGCCUAUCACAAACUAAAAAAAUUAAUCGAUUGAGAAGAACAUUAUGGGGUUGGUAGUAAAAUCGGAAAAAAAUAGCAGGGAAAAUGUUCACAGAUAAGCGUUCUGUAAAAAUUUGUGUGAUAAUACUUACUAGUAAUAUGUUAUGUUUAAUUUAUGAAUUUAUCCUAAUUAUAAAUUAUGAUCACCUAGUUCGCUAAGCAAAAGAAUAAUACAAAAAUAAAUCGAGCCAAGAUUCUGACAAUUUUGAUGAAUUAUUGUGGAAAAAGAAAAUCUCACGAAAAGUAGUGAAUA